GUUAUGUGAUAAUAUUCCUGGCACCGUGGUUAUUAUAAAGGUUAAUGGCUCAAAUGAAAUACUUUGCAGAUAUAAUCCAUUAGUCUGGACGUCUAAGGGUGAAUGGCUUACAACUACAGAUGGUUUUAUUUUUUCAUUGAAAUCCCAAAAUUUAACGAAUUCCAUCCUUAGUAGAGUUAUUUAUUCAGAUGGAGCGAUUAGAUGCUAUAACCAUUUUGGUCCAAAAUUUGGUGGUGAUUUUUAUAUGCUAAAUGAUAGUAAGGUAUGGUCUUAUCGUCAUAAUGAUUUACGUUAUGAAAAGCGGCUUAGGAGUGUUCGUAGUCUUCUAAUUGAUGAAUUUGAAGUAUUUCAAGUCUUGAAAAACUGA
Messenger RNA from Dentiscutata erythropus, 367 nucleotides. The record is from the annotation of a GenBank genome assembly. Lineage: Eukaryota; Fungi; Glomeromycota; Glomeromycetes; Diversisporales; Gigasporaceae.